AUGGAUGAGCCUUCUACAUCUAGUAGACAAGCCGAUCAAAAACAGUGGAGAGAAAAGUUUUUAACAGAAAUUUUGGAAAGUGAAAUUAAAAAGUCUUCUCAUUAUAAUGUGUUGUCAUCAGAUAAAUAUUCGGAACUGGUUGAACAAGUGGAAGACGCUGAAAAGUCGGCAAAAAGGACACCAUUACAACAAAGACGACUGAAACGGUUUGGUGUGCUAAAAAUUGGAGAUGUGACAAAACUUAUAGCGCGGGAGGAAGGGAAUAUAAAAUACUAUCUACAGGCUGAUGAGCUUUAUGAUGUGAUUGAUGCAGCUCAUGGGGCGGUUGGACACGGCGGACGUGACAGGAUGAUAGCCGAGACAUCAAAAAAAUAUGCUAAUAUCAGAAAAGAGAUGAUAAGCCUCUAUUUAUCAAUGUGUGAUGUGUGUCAACAAAAGAAGACAAAAAAGAAGAGGGGAUUAGUUUCAAAGCCUAUUCUUCACUCUGAAAUGAAUAGCAGAUGUCAAGUGGAUUUGAUCGAUUUUCAGACACAACCAGAUGAAUAA
This is a messenger RNA of Anoplophora glabripennis (Asian longhorned beetle), 546 nucleotides long. Its product is annotated as KRAB-A domain-containing protein 2-like. The record is from RefSeq and is a predicted model, not a curated record. The transcript has a single exon. NCBI's taxonomy places the organism in Eukaryota, Metazoa, Arthropoda, Insecta, Coleoptera, Cerambycidae. The coding region runs from base 1 to 546 and encodes 181 amino acids.